UAUGCAGAUCAUAGACAAGGAUAUAAACCCAUAUGUUGACGAAUGGGAAAAAGCGAAAAUAUUCCCUGCAAAGAAAGUCUUUAAAAAAUUGGGCGAUGCUGGUCUGUUAGGAGUGACAAAGUCCCCUGAAUAUGGAGGCCUUGGACUUGAUUUUUCUUUUGCUGCAGCAGUAGCGGAAGAACUUGGAAAUAUCAACUGUGGUGCAAUUCCAAUGGCGAUUGGAGUUCAGAGCGAUAUGGCAACGCCAGCUCUAAAUACAUUCGGAAGCGACUACUUAAAGAGAAAUUUCCUUGCACCUAGUAUAGCAGGUGAUAUGGUAGCAUGUCUAGGUGUUAGCGAACCAACAGCUGGAUCGGACGUCGCUGCUAUAAAAACAAGGGCGGAAAGAAAAGGAGACGAUUUUAUUAUUAAUGGGUCUAAAAUGUGGAUUACCAAUGCAUUCCAAGCAGAUUGGAUCUGUUUAUUAGCAAACACAGGAAGUAGCUCAAAGUUGCAUCAAAACAAAAGUUUAAUCGUUGUUCCUAUGGAUACCCCUGGAAUUGAACUUAUUCAAAAAAUUGACAAAAUUGGUAUGCAUUCAUCCGACACUGCUCAAAUAAACUUCGAAAAUGUCCGAGUUCCAGCCAGUCACGUAAUAGGCGAAGAAGGUAGUGGCUUUAUGUAUCAGAUGGUACAAUUCCAACAAGAAAGACUAUACGGAGCACUCGCCUGUUUACGUCCGUUAGAAAAGACUAUUGAAGAAACUCGAGAGUAUUGUCGCAUGAGGAAAAUCUUUGGCAAAAGUCUUCUCGACAUGCAAACUGUUCACUUUCGAUUAGCCGAAUUGGAAACAGAGAUUGAAGCCCUACGAGCUCUUUGCUAUACAGCUACCGAGAAAUACUUAUAUAAUGAAGAUGUUACAAAAUUAGCGUCCAUGUGUAAGUUAAAAGCUGGUCGUUUGGCCAGAGAAUGCACCGAUUCUUGCCUACAAUACUGGGGUGGAAUGGGCUAUACAAGUGACGUUCUUAUUAGCCGGUUCUACAGAGAUUUUAGACUUAUCUCUAUUGGAGGUGGAGCUGACGAGGUAAUGCUUUCGAUUAUAUGCAAAUACAAUAAUAGUUUACCAAAAUAA
Molecule: messenger RNA, 1111 nt
Organism: Dimorphilus gyrociliatus
Lineage: Eukaryota; Metazoa; Annelida; Polychaeta; Dinophilidae
Source: the annotation of a GenBank genome assembly